AUGGCGGGCUUCAAGCUGUAUAUCGUUAUUGCUCAGCGUGACAGCAUGCAGGUCGUCGUUGGUCUUGCAGCAGAGGACGACGACGUCGACGAAGAGACCAUGACGGGAAACGUUCAGCAUGGUGGCGGUUACCAACCAGAUUGA
Messenger RNA from Cyphellophora attinorum, 144 nucleotides. RefSeq lists its product as uncharacterized. The transcript has 2 exons. The coding region runs from base 1 to 144 and encodes 47 amino acids. NCBI's taxonomy places the organism in Eukaryota, Fungi, Ascomycota, Eurotiomycetes, Chaetothyriales, Cyphellophoraceae. The record is from RefSeq and is a predicted model, not a curated record.